Molecule: messenger RNA, 894 nt
Organism: Geosmithia morbida
Lineage: Eukaryota; Fungi; Ascomycota; Sordariomycetes; Hypocreales; Bionectriaceae
Product: sorbose reductase
Exons: 4
Coding region: 1-894 (297 amino acids)
Cellular component (GO): intracellular anatomical structure
Molecular function (GO): oxidoreductase activity, acting on NAD(P)H, oxygen as acceptor
Source: RefSeq, a predicted model, not a curated record
AUGUCUGCGAGUAUUGAAGACGCAGCAGUGAAACGGGAUGGGUUCCCUCGCCCUGUACCGAAAACGCCUCUCAAUGUUAUCCAUCAGUUCCAAAUGAGGGGCAAGGUCGUAGUCGUGGCUGGUGCAGGUGAUGGAAUCGGUCUGGCUGUGGCCGAGGGAAUGGCUGAGGCAAAUGCCGAUGUGGUGCUUCUGUACAACAGAAACGAUGCAGCUAUCGAGCGGGCUGAGGAGAUAUCCAACACCCAUGGUGUCAAGGCAUCGGCCUACAAGGUCAACGGUGGGUUUACACACAGCAGAGCUGUAGAGGUGGACCCAUACGCUGACACCAGUGUAAUGCCAGUCUCCAAAGCGGAAGAGGUUGGGAAGAUGGUGGCCGAUAUUGUCAAGGACUAUGGCAAGAUUGACGUAUUUGUCGCCAAUGCUGGCAUUGCCAACUCCAAGGGAAUUCUAGACAUGUCUCUCGAUGAAUACCGGGAGUUGAUGUCGGUUAAUGUUGACGGCGUCGUCUACUGCGCUAAAUAUGUUGGGGAGGUCUUCAAGAAGCAAGGCAGCGGGAACUUGAUCAUUACGUCCAGCAUCAGCGCCCAUAUCGUCAACGUUCCGGUAGACCAGCCUGUAUACAAUGGGGGCAAGGCUUUUGUGUCUCACUUUGGAAAGUCUCUAGCCCGCGAAUGGCGCGACUUUGCUAGAGUCAAUAUUGUGUCGCCUGGCUUCUUUGAUACACGACUUGGUGCAGGCCCCAGUGUGGUCAACGAAGCUUACCGUAUGGCCGUUCUGGGUCGUCAGGGAGACACCAAGGAGAUAAAGGGCCUUUACCUCUACUUGGCCAGUGAUGCUUCUUCCUACACGACGGGUAGCGACAUUCUGAUUGACGGAGGGUACACACUACCCUAA